Molecule: messenger RNA, 8780 nt
Organism: Grus americana (Whooping crane)
Lineage: Eukaryota; Metazoa; Chordata; Aves; Gruiformes; Gruidae
Gene: EXOG
Product: exo/endonuclease G
Exons: 7
Coding region: 38-1129 (363 amino acids)
Biological process (GO): apoptotic DNA fragmentation
Cellular component (GO): mitochondrial inner membrane; nucleus
Molecular function (GO): metal ion binding; 5'-3' exonuclease activity; RNA endonuclease activity
Source: RefSeq, a predicted model, not a curated record
CAGCCCCCCCCCCCAGCCCGCCCGCCCGCCCGCCGCCAUGGCGGCCUUCGCCCGGCACCGCCGCUUUCUGGGCGGCUUCCUCUGUGGGGCCGGGGCGGGGGCUGUUGCAUCGUGUUGGGCUGCGUGGCGGCUCCUCCGUAGCCAGAGCCAGGCGGAGCUGGUGCCUGAGCGAGCCCUGCCGGAGGAACCAGUAGAAGAGUCUCUGCUGGAAAAAUAUGGAUUCCCUGAAGCUGGAACAGAGACCAGAUGUUACACAAAUCAUGCACUGUCUUAUGACCAGGCAAAACGGGUGCCUAGAUGGGUGAUUGAACACAUUUCAAAACAGAAGACACUGGGCAAUGCAGACCGAAGGCACUGUAAAUUCAGACCAGAUCCUAACAUCCCUCUAAUGUUUAGUGCUGUCAAUGAAGACUACCUUGGGAGCGGGUGGUCACGAGGACACAUGGCACCAGCGGGAGAUAACAAAUUUUCAACAAGAGCUAUGGCUGAAACGUUUUAUCUGUCUAACAUUGUGCCUCAGAAUUAUGAAAAUAAUGCUGGAUUUUGGAACAGAAUGGAAAUGUAUUGUCGGGAAUUGACUGAGAGAUUUGAGGAUGUUUGGGUAGUUUCUGGCCCUCUGACCUUGCCUCAAAUAAAUGAUGAUGGAAAGAAGAGUGUUACUUAUCAGGUAAUUGGAAAGGACGAUGUAGCUGUGCCAUCCCACCUAUACAAGGUGAUCCUUGCCAGGCGGAGCAGGACGUCUACAGAGCCCUUGGUACUGGGGGCUUUUGUGGUGCCAAACGAUCCCAUAGGCUUCAGUCACCAGCUGACUGAGUUCCAAGUAAAUAUUGAAGAUCUGGAAAAAAUGUCAGGUUUAGUUUUCUUCCCCCAGGUGGACAAAACCAAAGAUGUUAAAAAUAUCUGUGAGGUGGAUACCUGUAAACUGAUGGGCUUCAAGGAAUUUACGUUGUACAUCACUGCUCGAAAAGUGCAGAGUGCCCGUACAUUGCACCGCUUGGAGAAAGCCAUGUCAGAGUUAAGGGAGGCAGGAAUUGAGCCUGAUGAAUAUCUUCUAAAGCUUCACAAGAAAAAGGAAGAAGAACUACUGCAGGAAAAACAAGUAGCAGCUCGAGAGGGGAAAGCUGGCUGAGUACUUGUUGAGGAAGAUGUUUGGGGUUUUGUACUUUGAAAGGGGAGCUGAAGGCAAACACAAAGACAAGGGCUCUCUGAAUUAUCCCUUUUUUGAAUUGUGAAAACAAUAAAGAAACAUUUGGAAGCUGAUUGGUUUGGAAUAACAUUCAUUCUUGUGUAACGUGAUGCAUGUGGGAAAUGAAAAUGACCCCUUUCUGGCAUUAAUAGAUUACUGGACCUCCAGAAAAGGCUUUGUGCUAUUUUCCAAGUGAGACGUCAGACUUGGGGUUUGUAUGGAAUCCCUUCUAGGAAUAUUAUAAAAAUAGGCAGUAGACACCUUGGGAGUAUAACUAGAACAUGUUUAAAUGUAAUUCCGCCUGCAAAUGUCUUUCAUUAUGAUGCUGUAGAAGCAAUGGUACUUUCUGGGAUUUUUUAAAAAUUAAAUUAAUUUAGAAAUAUUUCAUUUAACACUCUUUUAUUAAGAUCUGUAAGGCAUAAUCUGAAUCCCUUACAGUCUUUACUUAGUUGUGUUAAACAAACCAGAUUGUCUUUUACCUCCCCUGACCUUGUGUGCUUUGGAUAGUUUAGCAUGUCAGUAGCUGUCAACUGUUGUCAUUUGCAGCGGACUUCUUCCAUUUGUGUAUAAUUCCGUAAUUUAAAAAGACCAAAACACAACAGAAACAGAGUUUACACAAGUUGCUACCAGUGUAGAUUGGGUCUUCAUAAAUUAAUGUAAGCUUAAUAUUUCAUUUUCACCACUAAGUUUGGAUAAAAGUGCUUUUUUGCAUGUUUGAUUUGAGAGAUGAGCACUGCUUUCUUUCUGUGGUAGUCACUCACUGGCUUUUUUCCCAGCAUCAGUCUUUGGUCUAUAAACUUUGCAACAAAACUUCUACGUGAAAGCAGAAGAGUGACUAAAAAUGCAUUUCCAGUUCUGUUUCAACAGCAACUGAAGUUGCUCGGAUUUGCCUCUGCUUGGGAGAUUUAAUGACAUUAUUUGUGUAUACAUCUUGAAUUUCAGACAUACUUGUCUAUACAUCAGGCAUAAAUUAGUGUAACUUGUAUCCUUGGAGAUUUUUCAUCUGGAAGGAAAGAGUAAAAACUGGAAAUACUUAGAUUUAUUUUUUUUUUAAUGGUAAGAAUCUAUAUAAAUUUGGAGUUGUGCCACAAAAACACUUUCAGUUGUUUUAACGUGUGAGUUAAUAGUUUCUGAGAAGGGUCAUGUGGUGCCAGGCUGACUUGGGCUGUUUUCAUGAAGGAUGUAUCAGGAGUAUUAUUUGGAUGUUGAGAGUCAUCGGCUGGAUGUUCUAAAAACUGUCUAGUUUCCUUCAUCUCAGUUCAGUUGCAGCAUCCAAAAGUAGAUCACUUUAUAAAGCAGUUAUGGUUCCCGCGACACUUUUGCGUUUGCCAAGAACACAUUUACAAAAUCCAGACAUUUAAAACCGGAGAAAUGUGACUAGCUAAGGACAUCAUAAAAGCUUACUGCCCACAUAAAUUAGAGAGAAAUUGGGUGAAAUCCUGACAAAACGUUUGCUCAUUUCAAUUUUAACCCAGAAUUUUGGUUGUUAAUCCUAUCAGACGGAACAAAAACGGUUUAUCGUGAAACAACAAGCUACCUCUCCCUUUGCAGAACAUGGGAGAAGUCCGUGUGUGUUGCCUGGAAUAACAAAGUGCCAGUUACUUCAUGUGCCUCUGGAUGGUCUUGUGCGUGCUUUGCUAGAAUCUGAGCAGCCUUCUAGCACUGCCAUGGUGUCACCCUUUGGAAAAGCCGAGAGGUUACAGAUCUCCCCUGCAGUGCUCACGUACACCUACGGACAGCUGAAACAGAUCUCAGUGCUACAGAUAUGUAUCUGUCUAGCAAAAACCCUGUGCUGGGACGGCACCGCUUGUAUGCGAGCAACUGCGUCUUCCCUUUCUGCUGACACCUUGCCAUUACGACAGCAGCAGAAGUGCCGAGUGUGACUCCUCUGGAGGCCUGCUACGGAGACCAGCUGCUCCCUACUCAGUACCUCCUCGGGCCUUACGUGCCCCCUUGCAUUUCUGCAAGCCCCAGUUACCAGAAUCUUCGUGCCUCGUGGCUUACCGCAUAGACUAGACCGCCUAUGUAAUUUUCAGCUCUGUUUGAGCAUGGUCGGUGUUCCUCAGCUCUCCCCUUGGAGGGUGGCAGCAGGUGGUGAACGGUGAAACCGCUUCCAGCGCUGGUCUGUGCCAAAGAGUGCAUUCACCUGCUCGGCUUCUGCUGGUUUCCUCAUCUGAAGUAACUGUGGAAUGUAGUAUAUAGCCAAAAAAUGUGCUUUCAUACAAUAGGAAAUACAAGACAAGUAUUUCCUUGGGGGUGAGGCUUUACACACUUGCUUGAGGCACCUCUCUAAGUAGUUGCUUCAAGAUCCUUCAUGAGAACCGUGCCUGUGUCCGUGUCCAUCUGUCAUUCCUGUUGCACAAUUAAUCGCUUCCCUGCGUGCAUCUGUAGUGGCAGUGCGAACCUCUGUGAUGCAGCUAAGCAGCAGGAGUCCCGGAAACUGCGAAGUCUGUCCGUUAUUCCUCCACUGUUUCAAUAUGUUUGUUUUUAGAGCUAAGUAACCGAAUCGCGAGGCAAGUUGAUGACUAGGCUGCCCGCAGCCUGACACACUGAUUUUCUGAUAUUCCCUUGACUGCCUACUCUUGAUUGCUACUGCUGGUCUUGGGUCGGGGUGAAAGCGAUGGUAAACAGGAGGCGGACGGGAAGGGAACGCAGGGGAGAGCUGCCACUGCGCUCAAGGCUCAGGCUGCAGCCCGCGGGGUGCACUUUGGUGUUUGGCCUUUUGAGGGCAGGCUGUUUCCGCAGUGUCUGCCUCCAUGGCCAACAGUGAUGGGGGAUAUGAAUCAAAUGUCUCCGGCCUGGAAUAACUGUCUUUCUGCUCGUGAUACAAAGAUACUCGUUUAAAAUGAAUUGUUGUUUUGAGCAUUCUAUCGACAGCAGUGCAGUAUGAAGCUAAUGAUUUUUCCUAGAUAAGAGUUUUGACAAUAAUGCUUGAGAGUACCUUUAGAUUGACCACCCAAGUUGUGUAUCUGCUCCAAAGACAAUUUUGACACCAGCUUCUUCAUGAAUCUCAUUCUAGGUGAGGAUUUAACCCUGUGCUGAUGUCUUGCAAUGCUGUUGUUUUGCAUCUAUAAGCACAACGUGAGGUGGGGGUGGAAUUUAGAGUUCUGCUUUUUAUUUUUGUGUGGUUGGUUCACUCAGAGCACCGUUUUGCAAUUUUCAAUUUGUCCUGUAGUAGUAAAGGUGGAUCUCAUUAGCUGGUUGUGCUAAGUGCUUGCACUAACCUGUGGAGAAACAGCCCCUGUCCUGAGAAAGUAACAUGUAUUAGAUACAGCAGGCAACAACUGGAAGGGGAGAAGCUACACAUCCAGAAACGUGAGGAUUCCUUUCAUCAAAGGGCUUCGGAGCUGCUGCAACACCCAACUUCGAGUGUCCUUUCUGUCACUGGAAUCACCUCCCUGACAGAGACGCUCGGGUGUCCUGUAAAGUAAAUGGAGGCAAGUGGGUAAGAAGCCCCAGAAUUUGCAGAAGCCGGCUAAUCGGGCCAGCAGUGAUUGCUGGAGAUGGGCACUGGGUUUCUCUGAGGGUUUUCAGUCAUGGAAUUGACAUCCAUCUUGGAACUGGCUAGACAAGCUAAGCCUCUGUCAUGGAAAACCAUGAAAUAGAGAUACUUCUGCCGCUACACCACCUGGUUUAGUGAGAUGUCCAAGCAGACGUGCUCUCACAGCCUGCUCUGAUUCAGUUCAUGAACUCGAAGCCACUGAUCUUUCUAGUGAAACCGUACCAAACUGGCCGGCUAGGGCCAUGGUGUCCCCAUGCUGCUCACCAGAGAAGCAGCCACAUCAGCCCUGGAGGAUUUGAAGAAGGUCUCCUGCCUGCCAGGCACCCUCGUCAUCUGUGCCGGUGGGUGGAAUGGGUUGCUGAAAUCCAGCAGCCUUGCUUUGGAGGUCUUUGGUGGGAGGUCUCCAUAGUGAAGGAGCUCCAAAGGCGCGUUCCAGGUAGGGCCAGUCAGGUGGAUAAACCAGAGCUGCUUAAAGAUGGGACAGCAGAGGAACAGGAAGGGAUUUUUUUGGCAGCAGCUUGCAGAGAAGUGGGGACCUCUGGUACUGCAAUGCCUGGGUCUCUUUACGUGUUUAACCCAUGCCAGCCUGUGUGAAGAAAACCCCAAACCCUCCUCUGCCCAUCCUGGUCCCAUGUGUGCGUUGCCCGGCAGUGAAGCUGUGGAGGAAUUAUAUAUAAACCCCAAAGUGCUCUUGCUAGUAACCUGGCUCAGUGGGGAAGCGAGGAGCAAUUUUGCUGUUAUUUUUGAAUUGUCUUCUCCUGCAGUCACAUGGGAAAAGCUUUUCUCACCAUGCAGCAAAGGAAAUGUAGGAAAUGUUCCUUUUUCCUUUUUUUGUGUUGUUAUUCAGGUCCAUCUAAUCAGCUCCACCUACACAGUGGCGGUAUAGCCAGUUCUCACACGCUUCCUAAUAGCCAUCUGCCUGUGCAAUUAAUGGCUUGUCUGCUUUUGCCAUAGCUUGGAGGAAAAGACCGAACAAGAGCUUUGAGUAUUUGCUUAAAAUAUCUGUAGUGUCUGUCUGGAUGCUCCGGGGUGGAUACUCAGUGCUGGCUACGAACAACCCCCACUUUUCCGUGGUGUAAAAUAUUACAGAGCAACUGGCCUUUUCCGUAGUGCCCUUCAAACAGGUUUCCCACCUGCCGUGUGAAAAAUUAACAGCUGUGGCAACAUAAUAUUCCCCAAAUACUCGCUUCCAAGAGCUGAACGCGAGGCUUUUGAUGUUGGUUUGAGAAGUACGAUGGCUGGCAUCCCGGCUUCCCCGCCGGCGCGUUCGGUGGGUGGGGAGAGAUGCAGAAAAGAGCUCUGGAACAGCAGUGCUUCCAACUCUGCUUAAGAAACAGAGCGGAGGUGUUUGGCAGAUGACAGAAGUAAAGUUGGUUUGUAUGAAGAAUAAAUAUUUCCCAAGACAACAAAUAAAGACCCUUGCAAGCUUUCCCUAGCAGCCCUCGGCAGCCGAUGGGGCAGGGCUCGGCACCCAGCGAGGAAAUCCGGUGCUCAGCAGCCUUAAGUCCCGACUCAUCUUCGCACGGACGCGUCCGUCUGGAGGAAGACCAGCCCGUCUCCCUGCCAGCCUCCUUUUACUCCCAUGCAUUACAAAAAAUGCGUGUUCCUCCCCGCGCAGGUGUGUUGUGACCCAGCCGCUGCUCUUUGGUGCUGCAGUGCCUCCAAAAGCGGGGUGGCCGUGCCUGAGCCCCUGGGGAGCCACAAUGGGACACAAAGCCUAGUGAAAUGAAACCUUAGCCUAGCUGUAAAAGUGACCUUGAGCUUGGAUUUGAUGACAGAGUGUUUAAAGAGGCAAGGUAAGCUGAAACUAAAGGGUGAAAGCAAGGUGAGAAAGCUGACCUAACCCAUGGCGGUGCUAGAGGGGAGGAUGCCAAAUCGGGUCCCUCAGCCAUCAGCGGGUCCCUUGGGUUGAACCUGAGCUGCUUCAGUGGGAGCUGAAGGACCUUCUGCAGAACAUCUACCCUGUGAUACCAUGCUGUGAGGUGGACAGGUAAUCACCCCAUGCGUGUGCGUGUAUACGCGUAUGCUGGUCCCAAAAGGAACCGGGCAAGAAACAAGGCUUGCUACAAGCACUGCAUCUGUGAUACACAACGGUCCAUUUCCUUUCAUAGAAUCAUAUCAUAGAAUGAUAUGAUUUGUCACAUGUGACUUCAUUUUUCAGUCUCCUUAAACAGCCUUUGUCUGUUUUAUCUUUGCCUACACCUCCACAACCUGAAUUUCAUCACCUGCAAGGAGACACCACUCCUCUCCCGUUCCUCUGGAGGAGGGAAGGCAGGAGAACGUAACCACUGUCCUGCUUAUUUCCUUGGGACGUAGCGUUGCACCUCAAGCUGUGCUGUGCAGCGGCUGGAGCUCCAGGAAAAGGUGCUGAGAUUCAUCUAACUUGAUUUAGCUGCACCUUGGAGACAACUGCAUUACUAUUGCUACCCUAUUACUAACUGUAUUGUUAUAGUAUUAGUAUAUCAGACCGACUGCCUUUUCCAGUCGAGGGAAGUGUAGUCAGCAGACCCAGCCGUGCGCACUGAGAGCUCAGGACCUCACAGCAAGAGAUGGGCUGGCGAUGGGGCUGCCUUCCCCAGUGCCACCUCUGCCCCGGGGGACUUUGGAGCCCUGCAGAUACCUGCCAGGAUUAAAGAACAAAUAGAGAGUGAUUGCUUAGUGUGUCUCAGCCUGGGUGGCAACGUCUUAACCUUUCCUUUUUCUCUUCAUCACAGACAUCCUGUAAUGUCAAGCAAGUGUAACGGGGAGAAGCUGUGCAGGAGCAGCGGAAGGUUGCGGUGAAAUUUCCCCGUCCUCCCUUGUCCCAGCUCCAGUCUUCAGGUGUUUUAAUGUGUGGGGAGAUUCCCGUGGGUGGGAAUGCAAAUUGUAUGUUCACGUGAGUUAGGAUCGGUGUGUGGCUGUGAGAGAGGAGUUGUGGCUCCAGGGUUAUGUUUUCAUUACAUCAGGUUUGUGCUGCAGCGAGUAGGAGAUUUCAGGAAAUGAAUCGAUGUUCCUCCCAUCAGGAUAAGUCCCUUGGGUAGCAGAGCAGCUCCCUCACCAUCUCCGGGCUUGCCUGUCCUGAGCCCUUGCCAGGGGUUAGGUGUCCAAGGCAGGCCACGUCCUUCUUCCAAAAAAACCCGUAUAUAAAAAGCAGAGACACGUAUUGGAGACGCUGGAGGCCAACGUUCAAACACCCCUGCACCCGAUUUGCACUGGGGAUUUGAACUCCAGGUCCCCACUGCCAGGGGCCACACGCUCGCCAUGGGGGUGUUGGAAGAAAUGGGACGUGAAUUCUGCUAAAGCGUUUCUACUGUCUCUAAAUUGCUCAGAAACUUUGGCUGUCGGGCCGGUGAGGGAGGACGUAAUCCUCACUGCAGAGCUCAUCGGUGGUGCGAGGCUCUGCCCCGCGGAUGCUGGGAGUGCCCUGAAGAAGGGGGUGAGACUGUGCAGGAGCGUGUGUGGGGGUCCCACAGGGCAGCACCCCUGGGACUGUGAGCGUGGACGGGAGGGAGCCCCCAGGGAGGGCUGGGGUUUCCCAUGGCCGCGUGAGUCCUGGAUCCAAACCAGAGACGCUCCUGUAGCGUGUGAUAAGAGUCCAGGCACUCGAAGAUUGAGCCAGCUGAUACUUUUUUUAAUGCAAGAUGUGCUAGGCACAUAAAAUACGUGUAAAAAUUUCCAGCCAUUCCCACACUCUUCUGCAUGCUGAACUCUCCCCUGAGCAUGGCCUUCCUCACCCCCAUGGUCCUCCUUAUCCCCAUGGCCCUCCUCACCCCCACGGACUCUUUCGAAGCCGCAACUUUGCUUUGUUCUCGCCCCUUUGUACUCCUCCUCCGUCGGAAGCUGCCAUCACCAAAGCGAGCGCGUUGCUCUUACUAAUAGCAAAGUAAUCAAUUUGAGUCACUGUAUACAUUAGUAAUGGCCAUGUAAUUCUAGUGCAAAUUAGGUUUGGGCAGGCUGUGAAGCCUGAGACAUCUCGUCUUCCUGAGCAGAGCUUGGAUUUACUGUCCUCUGGGGAAGGCCACAGCGAAACGCCCCCCUACCCCCCUCACAAAUCCUCCCUUGAUUGGAUACAGUAUGGUCGUCUGAUUAAAAUUGUGCAGUGGUUCAGAAAAU